ACCAGAGACAACUUUCAGAUUUUUAUAGUCUGCUAUUUUCACACACUCUCCCAAUCACAGCAAGCGAUCUCUCCGCUUGUCUGUUCGAUUCUUCAUUUGAUCACUCGAAGAAUCAACACCGCCCAAUCUCUGAUCAGAUCCACAAUAUUUCUCAACCUGAUCCACCAACGCCCCUGAUUUCCUCGUCAAUUUCAAUCCAAUUCAGGUUUCACAAGUGAUGAAUUUCAGUAACCUUGAACAGUUUUCAAUGGGAACAGAGGAGUUUAAGAAGGAAAUGGACGUGGCCAAUUGGUUUUCGCAAUUGCCUUAUGAACAGUGGGUCCCAAUCCCUGUAUCCGGCACACGACCUUCAGCUCGGUACAAGCAUGCUGCAGGAGUUGCUGACGAGAAAUUGUAUAUUGCGGGCGGGAGUCGUACUGGUCGGUAUCUACCUGAUGUUCAGGUUUUUGAUUUUAGAGGUUUGGUGUGGUCUAGUUUGAAACUUAAAAGUGAGGCGGAUGGUGGAAAAAGUGAAGAGAAUGGCGCACAGGAAGUUCUUCCGGCCACUUCAGAUCAUAGUAUGGUUAAGUGGGGGAACAAACUUCUUCUCCUUGGGGGGCAUUCGAAGACAACUUCCGAUAGUAUGAUAGUGAGGUUCAUUGAUCUGGAAACACAUGCCUGUGGUUUUAUUGAGACUUCAGGAAAUGCUCCGGUAGCCCGUGGGGGGCAUUCUGUUACACUGGUUGGUUCUAGACUGAUAAUUUUUGGCGGAGAAGAUAGGAACAGGAGAUUGCUGAAUGAUGUGUAUGCCCUUGACUUGGAAACAUUGACUUGGGAUGUGGUAGUGGCGAGGCAGACACCUCCAGCUCCCAGAUUUGAUCACACAGCUGCAAUAAACAGGGAACGCUACCUUCUAAUCUUUGGUGGCUGUUCUCAUUCAAUCUUCUUCAAUGAUCUUCAUGUACUCGACUUACAAACUAUGGAGUGGUCCCAGCCUGAAGUUCAAGGUGAUUUGGUCACUCCUAGGGCUGGUCAUGCUGGUGUAACCAUUGGUGAGAACUGGUAUAUUGUUGGUGGUGGAGAUAACAAAAAUGGUUGCCCAGAAACCCUUGUGUUAAAUAUGUCAAAGCUAGCUUGGUCAGCAUUGACAAGUGUAAAGGAAAGAGAUCCACUUGCUAGUGAGGGACUUAGUGUUUGCUCAGCAUUAAUCAACGGAGAGAGGCAUUUGGUUGCCUUUGGUGGCUAUAAUGGGAAAUACAAUAACGAGGUUUUUGUUAUGAGACUUGAACCAAGUGAUGCAUCACGUCCAAAGAUUUUUCAGUCACCAGCAGCAGCAGCAGCUGCAGCUUCUGUUACUGCUGCAUACGCUUUAGCCAAAUCUGAAAAGUUAGAUUUCUCCAGCUUAAAUCUGAACUCUAAUGGAGUUGGAAACAAUCCUUCUGAACUAGAUUUAGCAUUUGAAAUUGAUGCACUUAAAGAAGAGAAAAAGGAGCUGGAAUUGUCCCUCACCGAAGUCAGAGCAGAAAAUUCUAGGCUUACAGAAAAGGUUGAUGAAGUUAAUGGUACUCAUGCAGAGCUGUCCAAGGAACUCCAUUCUGUUCAAGGUCAACUAGCUGCUGAGAGAUCAAGAUGCUUUAAACUUGAGGCUCAAAUUGCUGAGUUACAGAAGAUACUGGAAUCAUUGCAGUCCAUAGAGAAUGAAGUACAACUACUUCGAAGACAGAAAUCUGCACUGGAGCAGGAGAUAGAGCGUAGCGCAGCUCAAAGACAAGGUUCCGGAGGUGUCUGGCGCUGGAUAGCCGGCUAAACUAGCAAAUCAUCGAACUGUUCAAGGCCAAAGCCUCAAAAUUGUGCCAAAAUUUUAGCAGCCAUAGCUGUCUCAAGCUAAUACAAAUAGCCUGUGUGUAUUUGGCCAAUGCGUGCUAAUCCUCGGCCACUGUUAGUUUUUUUGGGAGGUUUAAGUUAGAAACGGGUACAAUAGUCUCUGCAGUCGCACCGUUGUUUUCUGUGAAACGGGUAAAUUGUUUGAUUUUUUCCCCAUCCCACACAUGACACUUAUUUUAUUUGUUUCAGUGCAAUUGAAUUAUUCUCUCCUAGUACAUUAUAAAUUUCAUUGGAUAUCAUAUAAUAAACAAAUAUUUUUUA
This is a messenger RNA of Populus nigra (black poplar), 2124 nucleotides long. Its product is annotated as acyl-CoA-binding domain-containing protein 4. The coding region runs from base 218 to 1786 and encodes 522 amino acids. The record is from RefSeq and is a predicted model, not a curated record. Gene Ontology annotation, molecular function: protein binding. NCBI's taxonomy places the organism in Eukaryota, Viridiplantae, Streptophyta, Magnoliopsida, Malpighiales, Salicaceae. The transcript has 14 exons.